UGGACCUCGCCGCGCUCGCCAUUCACUCUUUGACCCCCACCCUCACUCGCACACGAUGGACGGCCUCCAGACGUACAACCGAAUACAGUACAGCCCAGAGCAGCUCAAGAACUUCAUCCAGGGCCCCGCCGAUGUGGAGUGGAAAUACGAGAUGCGCCGGCAGUGCCAGGAGAUCCUGCCCGGGCUCUAUCUUGGCUCAUUCGUCGUGUCGAAGGAGUUACAAACGCUGAAGUCGCUGGGCAUCACUCAUGUAGUCUGCAUCCGCGAUGCGAAGGAGGCGUUCACGGUCAAGCCGCGCUUCCCUGAACACUUCGCGUAUAUGACGCUGGACGUGGAGGAUAACGAGGAGCAGAACCUGAUCCGCCUCUUUCCAGGAGCCAAGGCAUUCAUUGACCAGGCGAUAUCGCAAGGAGGAAAGGUCCUGGUGCACUGUAACGGCGGCAUCAGCCUCUCCCCCGCGUUUGUCGUCAUGUUCGUGAUGCAGUACUACCAGCUCAACUGGGAGGACGCGCUGCACCUCGUGCAGAACCGCCGCUACUGCAUCUCGCCCAACGGCGGCUUCCUCACGCAGAUCAAGGAAUACGAGGCGAUCUACCGCGCGAACAUCGCGGUCGCGCAACACCCGCACAUGGGCGACCGCCAGGCGCGUAGGAAGCGCGCCGACGAUGAGUCGGACGACGAGAACGACCGCGCGAUGGAGGACCGGAAACGCGCGAUGGUCGAUCCCAACCCGGGACCGGAACACGAUCCCAACGCCAUGGAGACAUAGUGAUAGUGGCUCUGUCUUUCAUGGCACUGCAUCGCCGCUACCCAUCGCUGCAUUGCCGCUGCCAAUCGCUGCGCCAUCGCUGCCUAUCGCUGCCUCACAUCGCAGCUCGCUCUCAAUUCUCCAUACAUCCAAUCCCUCAAUACGAACCCUCUUGUAUCGCUUCUUUCUUUAUUAUGUUCUCGUAGUUCUGUUACCCGGGUUCAUGCACAGUGGAAUGCAGCUAGGAAUUGUAAGCACCGUAUAAUCGCAGCUUUCCCGUCAUAGUCAGCUAGUAAAGGGCCGUCCUGUCUCCCAGUGAGCACUUUCUCAGUCAGUCAACGUCCGCUCGCAAUUGCAACGUCAAGGACGGCCCACACCCUCAUAGAGCGCAUAGAGGAAGGUUCAUCGUAGCAUGUAAUCAUACAAUUACAAGACGCGCGC
Molecule: messenger RNA, 1189 nt
Organism: Schizophyllum commune H4-8
Lineage: Eukaryota; Fungi; Basidiomycota; Agaricomycetes; Agaricales; Schizophyllaceae
Product: phosphatases II
Exons: 7
Coding region: 56-769 (237 amino acids)
Biological process (GO): negative regulation of SCF-dependent proteasomal ubiquitin-dependent catabolic process; regulation of ERK1 and ERK2 cascade; negative regulation of protein binding
Cellular component (GO): nucleoplasm; cytoplasm
Molecular function (GO): F-box domain binding; protein tyrosine/serine/threonine phosphatase activity
Source: RefSeq, a predicted model, not a curated record